AUGGCCGGUUGGAACGCCUACAUCGACAACCUCAUGGCGGACGGGACCUGUCAGGACGCGGCUGUAGUGGGCUAUAAGGCCUCGCCCUCGGUCUGGGCCGCCGUACCCGGGAAAACCUUCGCCAAUAUCACGCCAGCUAAAGUAGCUGUAUUGGUUGGCAAAGAUCGUUCGACUUUCUUCGUAAAUGGGCUGACACUUGGGGGCCAGAAAUGUUCAGUGAUCAGGAAUUCGCUGCUGCUAGAUGGAGAGUACACCAUCGACCUUCCUACGAAGAGCACUGGGGGUGUUCCCACCUUCAACGUCACUGUUACCAUGACUACCAAGACGCUAGUCCUGCUAAUGGGAAAGGAAGGUAUCCACGGGGGAAUGAUCAACAAGUAG
Messenger RNA from Trichosurus vulpecula (common brushtail), 381 nucleotides. Its product is annotated as profilin-1-like. The record is from RefSeq and is a predicted model, not a curated record. The transcript has a single exon. Gene Ontology annotation, molecular function: actin binding. The coding region runs from base 1 to 381 and encodes 126 amino acids. Gene Ontology annotation, cellular component: cytoplasm. Lineage: Eukaryota; Metazoa; Chordata; Mammalia; Diprotodontia; Phalangeridae. Gene Ontology annotation, biological process: actin cytoskeleton organization; positive regulation of actin filament bundle assembly; regulation of actin filament polymerization.